UUCCAUAAGAGUUCUCUUUUCCCUUUUGUUUUCUUCAACUUGGAUCACUGUUACCAAAUGCCAAACACUCUUCUCUGUGGAUUCCGAUCCUACUACUACCCAUGAUUCUUCUUUCUUUUUUUCUUUAUUUAAUGUUGAUUCCGUGAGGAAUCCACUCUUCAUUCUUCUGUUGAAUGAUCUAUGGUUUUUGCUUAGGAGUAUAAUGAGUGAACAAUUGGGGCUGCUAAAAGUCACAGUAGUGCAAGGGAAAAGGUUGGUGAUCCGGGAUUUCAAGAGCAGUGAUCCUUAUGUUGUGCUCAAACUAGGGAAUCAAACCGCAAAGACUAAGGUAAUCAAUAGCUGCUUGAAUCCUGUUUGGAAUGAAGAACUGAAUUUCACUCUGACAGAACCCUUGGGAGUUCUGGGUUUGGAAGUGUUUGACAAAGAUCUUUUGAAAGCUGAUGACAAGAUGGGAAACGCAUUCCUCAACCUUCAACCAUUAGUCUCUGCUGCUAGAUUGAGAGAUAUUUUACGAGUCUCUUCUGGUGAGACAACAUUAAGGAAGGUGAUACCUGAUAGUGAAAACUGUAUUGUACGUGAAAGCAGCAUCAAUUGUGUUAAUGGUGAGGUGGUGCAGAAUGUUUGGUUAAGGCUUCGUGGAGUAGAAUCUGGGGAGCUAGAAUUGACUGUCAAGUUGGUCACACCUGUUGCACCCUCAAUAUAGUGCACAACUUGCAUGUGUCUAAGUGUAGAUCUCUGACAAGAUCAUAAUUGUAACAUUUUAUAUGUAGUUUGAGGCUUGCAUUUGAUUAACUCCUACAUAGAUGUUUCUACCCAAAGAUGAAAAAAAAAAAAAAAAAGAAUCCUUCAUAAUGCAUAUUCCAGUGAAAUUUAGCUGCAAGUUGGGGAUGUCUCAUCCCCAGUUAGCUAAAAGGCACUAGAAGUUGCAUUUCCUAAUGGACAAGUAGUGAUUUAUGGGUUCUUUGGUCUUUAUGGUGUGUUGUUAGGCUUGUAUUACAUUACCCAAAAAAAGUAGAAAAUUAGCCCUUCAUUUUAGCAAUCAGCAGUUCAGCACUCAU
This is a messenger RNA of Abrus precatorius (Indian licorice), 1058 nucleotides long. Its product is annotated as protein C2-DOMAIN ABA-RELATED 11. The record is from RefSeq and is a predicted model, not a curated record. Bases 203 to 703 code for a protein of 166 amino acids. The transcript has 4 exons. Lineage: Eukaryota; Viridiplantae; Streptophyta; Magnoliopsida; Fabales; Fabaceae.